This is a messenger RNA of Dichotomopilus funicola, 435 nucleotides long. Its product is annotated as kinase-like domain-containing protein. The transcript is spliced from 2 exons. The record is from RefSeq and is a predicted model, not a curated record. Gene Ontology annotation, molecular function: ATP binding; protein serine/threonine kinase activity. The annotation marks the transcript as partial. Lineage: Eukaryota; Fungi; Ascomycota; Sordariomycetes; Sordariales; Chaetomiaceae. Gene Ontology annotation, biological process: protein phosphorylation.
CAGGCUGGCCAGAAAGCACUGGUUGAGCCCUUCAUUCAGAACUACCAAAAGUUCAACAGCAACACUGGUUGGAAGGACGAUAGGGGCGCGUGGCCGCAGGUCAUGCAGGCGCUGAGCCACUUCAGCUACCACGCCUCGGGCGGAAACCACGUGCUUUGCGAUCUGCGGGGCGGCAUCUACCAGCACGAGCUCGUCUUAUCCGACCCGGUGAUCCUCUCCCGAACCGGCGACUACGGCGUCACUGAUCUCGGCCGUGACGGUAUCAGCUCCUUCUUCAGUCAGCACGACUGCAACCAGUACUGCCGCCCCAACUGGACGAAGCCCGCGAAUCCGUGGCUACACUUCAACCCGGUCCCAGGCACGACCAUGCUCCGCCGCACCGUGCCAACCGCCGCGUCCCGGCCCAGCGACACCCGUGACUAUAGGAACUGGUAA